Molecule: messenger RNA, 4010 nt
Organism: Hippocampus zosterae (dwarf seahorse)
Lineage: Eukaryota; Metazoa; Chordata; Actinopteri; Syngnathiformes; Syngnathidae
Gene: vasnb
Product: vasorin b
Exons: 3
Coding region: 377-2425 (682 amino acids)
Cellular component (GO): plasma membrane
Molecular function (GO): protein binding
Source: RefSeq, a predicted model, not a curated record
GUGCGAGUGCAAGUGAGCAGAAGUGCGUCCGGAAUGUGCGCUGCAAGGUGACUGACUCCUCCCAGCCGUGAGCAAGAAGAACAAAUGCGAGAGACUUGCUUUUUUUUUCUUGUUGGCUCACUCGCUCGCCACUCGAAGGCGGAGGCAGGCAGGAAAGCGCACGAGUCAAGCUCUAGUUCUGAGUUACGUUUCAGCCGCUUCGCUUUGUGACACAACGCGCCACUGGUGGACUUAACCGCUUGGAUAGAAAAAAAACUAAACAAACUAACAAAGCCAAAGUUCCGAGGUGACCACGUCCCGAAAUCGAGCAAAGUGGAAGCGACGCCGGAGGAGGACGCGACUUUACCGGGCUGAGCCGUGGAGAGGAGUCUGCAAGAUGAAGGUCUUUCUCACUCCGCUGAUGCCACUCGUGCUCAUCCUCGUAACUGCAGAUGGCGUCAUGUCCAGUGAAUGCCCAAAGGAUUGCUCCUGUUCCACGCCGGAAUCCAUCUUAUGUUUCCAGAGACGUUCCGCCACCUUUCCUCAGGGAGUGCCGCCCUUGACAAGGAGCCUCUACCUUUUUGCCAAUGGAAUCGAGGGCUUGUCCUCCGAGGACUUUGAUGGUCUUGACAACUUGGAAAUGCUCGACCUCAGCCAAAACAAACUGACCAAAAUUUCUGAUGGGGUCUUCCUGCCGCUGACCUCUCUGAAGAAUUUGGACUUGUCAUCCAAUCAAAUCACCCACAUUUCCGAGCAAUGCUUCCAAGAUAUGGUACUGCUUGAGCGUCUUUAUUUGUAUAGCAACCAUAUCAAGACCAUCCACCCUGCUGCGUUUAAUGGCUUGGAUAACCUGCUGGAGCUCAAAUUGCAGGGCAACAGGUUGACGUCUUUGCCCGUUCUCGCAAUGCCCAGAUUGCUGUUGCUGGAUCUCCGUUUUAAUGUCAUACCGACAUUGGGGCCCUCAGACCUCCAAACCCCAAAUCUCGAGUCUCUCAAAUUAGGUGGUGUCGGACUAACCGACUUGAAUUCUGCGCUCAUAGGUGGUCUGAAGAACCUCCAUGAGCUGGAUGUCUCAAGAAACCAACUGGAGGUUCUUCCGCCAAUCCUGAAAGAAAUUCGGGGUCUGAUGUACCUCAACCUGGCUGGCAACCCCAUGGGUCCUCUUCAUUUUCAGGACCUGAAGAACCUCGAGGAACUGAAGGAGCUGGACAUUAGCAGCCUAAGUCUGCAAGGGCUCCCGGAGGACUUUGCACAGUUAUUCCCGCACCUGAGAAAGCUGAUUGUGGCGGAAAACCCCUUCAAUUGUCUGUGUACCUUAGCCUGGCUCCCAAGCUGGCUGCGAGCUCAAAGCAUUACCUUGGAGAGAACAGAGGAGACACGCUGCCAUUUUCCUCCAAUCAACGCUGGCAAGGUAGUGGAGAGACUGGAGUACCGGGAUUUUGGCUGCCCUACCACAACGGCACAAACUACGACCACAGUGAAAACUACUACCACUGUUCCUUUCACAACAUUAGAGAGUGCUACAACAGAUAUUCCGCUGCCCGGGGCUAAUGAUGACGAUGCAAAUGAAGACACCGAUGACCACUUUCCACCAGGUCCUACAUCACCAAGCGACAGCAACAUCGAUCCCGAUGAGGAACAGCACUUCUGCCCCUCUCACACUUGUCUCAAUGGUGGCACUUGUCGUCUGGACCAGUACGGUCAAGUCGAGUGUACGUGUCCACGUGGUACCUCUGGAUUUUAUUGCGAAGUCCAAAACGAUGAUCCAUCCUCACCCUCUAAACCUGUAUCGGUGACAACGGUCACCCCGAAUGCACCAGAUGUCAGUUCACGUCAGGCGACUUCCACGUCAAUCCUGCUGGAUCUUCAUCGCUACAUUGAAAUGCGACCAUACAUCCGUGGAAUCCGUCUAACCUACCGCAAUCUCUCCGGACCAGACCGCAGGCCAAUGCAACUCAGCCUGCCCGCUUCGUAUCCGGAAUACAGACUCAGAGGCCUGAACCCCAACUCCACUUACACCAUUUGUGCCAGUCCGCUGGGGGCCCCAAAUGGCAUCGACAGCGUAUGCACUCAGGCACAUACGGCCGAAGAAAAAAAUGACAGCAUCACGGGAGCACAACUAGUGAACAAGAAGAUGACCACCAUGUUGGUGCCUGCAAUCGCCAUCCUGCUCCUGCUGGUGCUCAUCGCAACCGCCGUGGGAGUGGUUUGCUUUGUCCGCAAGAAGAGGGCCAAAGGCAAUCUGGACCUAGAUUGUGAGCCUUCUCAGCUCGAGAUGGAUGGCGUCAAGGCCGGCUUAGACAACGGGGCACUGCCUCAAAAACAGGCGGAACUUAUGAUCCCUGAACCUGCUGUUCAAAAUGGCAACCUGGAAUAUGAAGUGCUGCUACUGCAGGACCACUGUAUAUCAAGUAAAAACAUAUCAAACAUGCCUUCAUACUUUUGACAUCUAGCUCAGACUAAAUAAGGACUUGGCCUCCCAGCUCUGUCCCCCACUGACUAAUACAGGCUAUUGUAGUCGGUCGCUGUAUGAGAGACAACAGAAUUACAGUCAAUGAUCAGCGCGGGAACGGGUUCAUUUUCUGACCAUUGUUUGGACUCGUGUGACAUUAAGAUCACAUUCCAAGACUGGAAACUGCUCCUGUACUAUCGGCAGCGGGUCCAAGGCCAUGCUUGGGAGAGAUGCUGGAUUUUCUUUGGUUGAAAUGUGUGUGGAGUCAGGAGUCUGCACUCACUUGCUGUAAUGCCACAUUUGUUUCCCUCGCACUCUUAUCGGCUGUAGACUGAUGCACCUCGGUAUGAACCCAAAGGGAUUCAUGCGAGUCGUUAAGUAGGUAAUGAAGUUGUGCAGAUAAGAUUAAGGAUGGUUUUAUUGCUUGACUGUCAACAAAAACGCGUUGCAACGUUGUCUCUCGAGCUCUUCAAAAGCCCUUAAGAUGACUCCAACAAUAUUGCGCUGAGGACUGCGACACGGGCAGAUUAAUGUAGCAAAACUCUACACGGGCCAUGUUGGAAGCCUACAUGCUGAAUACCCUACUCGAUUGGUACUAAAACAAAUGCUGAUUUUGUAUAUAAGUUUUAUAUGUCUUUUUGUACUGAGCAACUUUUUGACUUGUAACAGCCUUUUUCUACCUUACAGUACAUCGUCACCUCUUGUUACUAAUGGCGACUAAAUGACAGAUUUAAAUCUUUGAAGAUUAGAAAUCGUUUGGUACCAGCACGGUCCAAUCAAAGAGCUUUUGGCCCCCACGGUGUCAGACAGUCUAAGUAGAUGCAAGUCUGCAAAUACUCAAAGACUAACAAAAUCCCCUUUUGCAACAUUUGGAAGCCUGGGCUGACGCCAAAAAAAAGGGGGGGGGGGGAGUAAUCGGGAUUACAAGCAGGUACAAGAAAACAGUUGACUGAAGCCUUUGUGUUUUAGCUGCAUCUUAAUGCUUGCCUCAGUUUCAUUAAACACACAUUUGAAUUACGCAAAAAACAAAACAAAACACAGUGACUAUUUAUUAUUUAUUCUCUCUUUAAGGGAAAGGCAGUGUUUGCCCUUCAGUUACUGUUCAUGUACGAGCAAAGUUAUGUGGUACAAUGCCCACUCGUUGAUUUUAUACCGAAUGUGAAUUAAUCGUCAGACCAUCGUUCAAAGGACUAACGAGACUUCCAAAAUGGGGAUUUGAAUGUGCCGAGCGCAAGCAAGUACUCACUGCAAGUGUCGUUAAGAGUUAUGGAUGUAUAUGUGCUGGAGGAUAGAUCUGUCAACAUCAGUGCUCAUGAAAAGUGUCAUGUUGGGACUUGCGCUACUAACUAGCCACCCUUCCUUCCUACGUGCCCCCAUGUCUCGAGUUCAUUACAUCCCAGACUCUUCUAUCAACACAUCUGUGAAUGUCUGUUACCAGCAGUAUUUUCAAGGUCGGGUCCCCACACAAAGAACAUCUUUAUCGCUCCAACCAAAACAAAGAAAAGAACUAGCAAUUUUAACUGGAAGAUAUUUCUGUAAAACAGAAUUUGUUGAAAAUAAAUAUUUUCAAUGUUGUCAA